Molecule: messenger RNA, 1254 nt
Organism: Miscanthus lutarioriparius
Lineage: Eukaryota; Viridiplantae; Streptophyta; Magnoliopsida; Poales; Poaceae
Source: the annotation of a GenBank genome assembly
AUGGCAAUUUUCUCAGCAACUAGAGACCGAAAUAUCUCCGCCGCUCCUGCGCUUUUGCGCUUUUUCUCCCCCCGCACCCCAGCAGCAUCAGCGCACGCCGCUCCGCCCUCCCUGAUGGCCGCCGCCGACGAGGGCGAGGCUGAGCGGGUGUCAGCGCUGCUGCGGGAGAUAACGGGGGAGGGCGGGUUCGCUUUCGUCGCCUCGGCGGAGAAGGCGGGGGUGGGGGACCUGCGCGCGGCGGAGGCGGCGCGGGAGAUGGCGUGGGAGCAGCUCCACUCGGGCCCCUGGAGCGAGGUCGGCACCGCCUGGAGGGACGCCUACGCGCUCGCCUGCCUCCACGUCGCGCGGCUCCGCACCCGCACCCGCGGGGCCAGCGGCGGGGACGGCGACCGCUCCGCCGCGCUCCGGGCGCUCGACAUGGGGCUCAUCAUGGGGGGCAACCUACUGCGCGCCGACCUCGAGGCGGCCCUGGCGCGCAUCUCCGCGGAAGCGUGCGGCGGAAGCGAAGGUGGCGCGGGGGUCGUGGAUGAGGAGGACCAGAGGUGGACGGAGGCGCUCGACAGGAACAGAGACAUCGCUGAUGUGAGAUCGCUAUUGCCUUCUGGCGCCAUCGAUCAUUGGCCUGCAAGGACAAAAUGGAAGGACAUUAAAUACCUCAAGAAGAUCGCUGGAGAUCGUACUGUUCCUGUUGAAGUUGGAAAAAACUAUGUGUGUAGUGAGUGGAAGCAGGAGCUUGUCACAUUUUCUCAGUUCCUGGAUAGAAUGUGGUCAACUGUCUGCCCAUCAAAGUUGACAUAUCUAGCUCAGCAUCCAUUGUUUGAGCAGAUAAAAGAGCUCAGUGAAGACAUAAUUGUUCCCGAAUACUGUUAUGCUGGUGGAGGUGAACUCCAAUCACUUAAUGCUUGGUUUGGUCCACAGGGGACAGUGACACCAUUGCAUCAUGACCCACAUCACAACAUCUUAGCUCAGGUUUUGGGCAGGAAGUAUAUUAGACUCUAUCCUGCUUUUAUAUCUGAGGACUUGUAUCCACACACACAGACUAUGCUAUGCAAUGCUAGUCAGGUAGAUCUUGACAACAUUGAUUUGAAGGAGUUUCCAAGGGCUGAAAACCUGGAAUUCAUGGACUGUAUAUUGGAGGAGGGUGAUCUGCUUUACAUCCCUCCAAAAUGGUGGCACUAUGUCAGAUCUCUGUCCACCAGUUUCUCGGUUAGCUUUUGGUGGCGUGCAGCAGUUCAACCCUCAGGCGGCUCAUAG